AUGGCUCACUCGGCACCACAUCCCUUGUCUCCUCUCACUGGAGAGGAGACAAACCGGGCAAGUGACCUUAUUCUGCAAUCAUCCCCAAAAGAGGUGAUUCAGUUCCGCAUGAUCUACCGCCAGGAGCCGAAAAAGGCCGACCUCACUGCGUUCCUGAGCCUCGAGCACUCGGGGUCAUUGCGGCCUGACUCUCCGCGGCCGCCGCGUCUCGCAGCAGUGCACUACGUCCGGGCUCACCAGGCGGCGGACCGAAAAGCGGACGAGAUCGAGGCAGUCGUCGAUCUGGAUCGCGGCCUCGUCGUCAAGAAAGACGUCGUGGGAACAGAGUAUCUGGCCGGACUCAGCACAUGGGAGUUUGACAUUCUCGUCGAAAAAUGCGAGGAGUCUAGCGUGCUCAGCGAAAGGGUGGCGCAGUUUGCGCUUCCAGAAGGCUUCGAAGUCGUCAUCGAGCCGUGGCCGUACGGAGGCAUGGACCAGCCGGGCGGCGUGCGCAGGUACUUCCAGGGUCUCGUGUACGCCGUCGACACGCGGUCCGGAAAUCCCGACUCCAACUUUUACGCAUUCCCUCUGCCCAUCAUCCCGGUCAUGGACUUUGAGAAGCGCGAGAUUGUCCGCAUUGACGAGCUCGCGACAGGCGGGGCCGGUGAUGAUCUCGUGCCCGCAGCUCCGCGAACGGGCGCCAUCCUCGACCACUGCGCUCCGGCUGAGUAUGUUCCCGAGUUGUUGCCCGGGGGGACUCGCAAGGACCUCAAACCGCUCAGCGUCGUUCAGCCCGAGGGCCCGAGUUUCUCGAUCAAGGAUGAGAGUCUUGUCGAGUGGCAGAAGUGGCGGUUCAGGGUCAGCUUUAACCCUCGUGAGGGUGCCGUCAUUCACGAUGUCUACUACGAUGACCGGAGCGUGUUGUAUCGCCUCUCGAUGAGUGAAAUGACCGUGCCAUAUGCCGAUCCUCGGCCGCCGUUUCACCGGAAGCAGGCUUUUGACUUUGGUGACGGCGGCAUCGGGCAUGCCGUCAACAAUCUGACUUUGGGCUGCGACUGCCUGGGAGUCAUCAAGUACUUUGACGGUGUGUUGUGUACCCCCGAGGGAAAAGCGGAAAAGACACCCCGUGUCAUCUGCCUGCACGAGCAAGACAACGGCAUCGGCUGGAAGCACACAAACUGGCGUACCGGCCGCGCCGUAUCAACUCGCCGCCGAGAGCUGGUAGUCCAGUUCAUCAUCACGCUGGCGAAUUAUGACUACAUCUUCAACUACAAAUUCGACCAAGCCGGCGCCAUCAACGUCGAGACGCGAGCGACGGGCAUCGUGUCGGUGGUCAACAUUGAUGCCGGGAAGACGGCGCCCUGGGGUACCGUAGUGAACCCGGGCGCUCUGGCCCAGAACCACCAGCACAUUUUCUGCGUUCGUAUAGAUCCCGCCAUCGACGGCCACGAGAACACCGUCGUCCAGAACGAGUCUCUACCUGCGGGGAUGGAUGCGCGCACCAACCCACAUGGCAAUCUGUACGAGGUCAGGGAUACGCCGUUACUGACUUCGGUAGGCGUCGACGCGUGUCCGGAGAACAACCGCAUCUUCAAGAUCCAGAACCUUGCUAAGAAGAACCCCAUCUCUGGGCGGCCCGUCGGCUACAAGAUCAACCCGCCGCCAACCCAGAGAGUCCUUGCCAACCCCGGCAGCACGCAGGCGCACCGGUGCCUGUUCGCGCAGCACCACCUCUGGGUCACCAAGUACCGUGACGGCGAACUCUACGCUGCCGGAGAGUACCCUCUAUCCAGCAAGCGGGAGGCAGGCGGCGUCGCCGACAUGGUGGCGCGCAAUGACGAUCUUUUGCAGCAGGAUGUGGUGUUGUGGAGCUGUUUCGGCCUCACACACAAUCCUAGAGUCGAAGACUGGCCUGUCAUGCCCGUUGAGAUUAUGGAGCUGCACAUCUCGCCCGUAGACUUCUUCACGGCAAACCCCGCCAUCAACGUUCCUAGUGGGAAGGAUACGACGUCAGAGCUCACAAGUGGCUGUUGUACGCGGCCUAAGCUGUAG
Verticillium dahliae VdLs.17 is the source of this 2031-nucleotide messenger RNA. RefSeq names its product copper amine oxidase. The transcript is spliced from 6 exons. Gene Ontology annotation, biological process: amine metabolic process. The coding region runs from base 1 to 2031 and encodes 676 amino acids. The record is from RefSeq and is a predicted model, not a curated record. Gene Ontology annotation, molecular function: primary methylamine oxidase activity; quinone binding; copper ion binding. NCBI's taxonomy places the organism in Eukaryota, Fungi, Ascomycota, Sordariomycetes, Glomerellales, Plectosphaerellaceae.